AUCAACUCAGAGAAAGCCAACGACUUCCUGUCUCGCUCCAGACCGAGGCGUAACGCCGACCCCAAGUGGUACCGAGGAAGCCCGGACUUUCAGGCGUACUACAGAUACUACAGCAGCAUCGGACACACUGAGGGGCUCUAUGAGAUCGACAGGCUGAGGAUGCUCUACCAGCAGAUGCGGUACCUGGAGCAGGCCUACGGCCCAAACGCCUCCUACUUCCAGAGCAAACUGGGCGUGCCGAUGAUCAUGUGCGAUCCCACCACAGACAAGAGGUGCAAAGUGGCUCCCCACCCUCCACCUCCGAUGAAGGGGGUCCCCGUGGGCACGGACCCUCCAGCGACCCCUCCUCCUCUUCCUCCCGCCCCGGCCAUUUCCCAGGCRGACGUGCUCUUCCUGUGCAACAACAAGGACCCCCUCUGCAAGCCGCACAUCGUGUACCUGCCCACCGGCGCCGUUCCUGUGCUCUGCGACCCGCGCUACCACCCCCACUGCGCCCCUCAGAGGGCCCCGCCCCCUGCUCCCGUGGAAGCCUUCAAGGGCCCCCCGCCGAAGAAAUCCGCCCCGCCUCCGCCGGUCCUGGUCAUGAAGUCCCCCCCGGCCCCCAUCCGCACCUUCAAGGGCAUGGAGUACGACUGCGACCCUUACUGGGACCCCGACUGCCUGAUCGACAACCCGCCCCGGCCCGUGAAGGGAAAGAUCAUGGCCCCACCGCCCCCACCACCUCCUCCRCUAGAGGAGGAUGAAGAGGAGGAACCAACACCUCCUGCACCCAAGAAGCUGAGCAUCUACCCUCAUUCUUACUACUACCCUCACGUGUACGACCUCAGGGACGAGCUGUACGACCCGGUCCGGUUCCAGUACCCCCAGCCGGCCGCUGACGAUCCUGCAGAGGGGAGCAAAUGAUGUAAAAUGUCUGUAUUUAAACUACCGCUGACUGAAAACAUCCACCCUGGCUGCUUAAAGUCACUGUAAUGAAAGCAGUUGUGAAUAAAAAUCUGUAAAAACAAUUAACUUCAGUCCACACUUGAUUUAUUGACUCAUGAGAAUAAAGAGUGAAAUCUGUUCCUGUUUGAUUUGAUUUGAAAUACUAUAAAAAAGGUGCAAAAUAAACAAAAACGAAGUGGCUGAUUCCAAUGCCACAUGGCAGUUUUCAAAAUAA
Austrofundulus limnaeus is the source of this 1159-nucleotide messenger RNA. RefSeq names its product actinodin4 (gene and4). The record is from RefSeq and is a predicted model, not a curated record. NCBI's taxonomy places the organism in Eukaryota, Metazoa, Chordata, Actinopteri, Cyprinodontiformes, Rivulidae.